Molecule: messenger RNA, 1296 nt
Organism: Leopardus geoffroyi (Geoffroy's cat)
Lineage: Eukaryota; Metazoa; Chordata; Mammalia; Carnivora; Felidae
Gene: TM2D2
Product: TM2 domain containing 2
Exons: 4
Coding region: 141-785 (214 amino acids)
Source: RefSeq, a predicted model, not a curated record
CGGAGCACACCCAUUGGCUGUUUGGUGGCGAGGAGUGGGGCUACGCGAGGAGAGGCCUGACCUGGCAGGACUACCUUGGGUCGGCUGUGCCGGCCGAGCUUUGCUGUUGAGGUCGGGUCUCUUCCACUGGGCCCGGGAAGAUGGUGCUGGGUGGUUGCCCGGUGAGUUACUUACUUCUGUGCGGCCAGGCGGCUUUGCUGCUGGGGAAUCUACUUCUGCUUCACUGUGUCUCUCGGAGCCACUCACACAACGCUACCGCCGAGCCCGAGCUCACAUCCGCUGGCGCCGCCCACCCAGAGGGCUCCGCCGGCGCUCCGAGCUGGGAAUAUGGCGACCCCCAGUCUCCAGUCAUCCUUUGCUCUUACCUACCUGAUGAAUUUAUAGAAUGUGACGACCCAGUGGAUCAUGUUGGAAAUGCAACUGCAUCCCAGGAACUCGGUUAUGGUUGUCUCAAGUUUGGUGGUCAGGCCUACAGUGACGUGGAACACACUUCGGUCCAGUGCCGGGCCCUAGAUGGGAUUGAAUGUGCCAGUCCUAGGACUUUCCUACGAGAGAAUAAACCUUGUAUAAAAUAUACUGGACACUACUUCAUAACCACUUUACUGUACUCUUUCUUCCUGGGAUGUUUUGGAGUGGAUCGUUUCUGUCUGGGACACACUGGCACAGCAGUAGGGAAGCUGUUGACACUUGGGGGACUUGGGAUUUGGUGGUUUGUUGACCUUAUUUUGCUUAUUACUGGAGGGCUGAUGCCAAGUGAUGGCAGCAAUUGGUGCACUGUUUACUAAAAAGAGCAACCGUCAUGGCCCAGAGAGGCACGUCUUCUGAAUUCAUCUCUACAGGCUCAAAACUCUUCCUUGAUGCCAGACCUGACCAUUACUUUCCCUCUUUGGAGGGAAUGGGUUUGGUUAGGAAGGUUUCUCUGGACUCUGGGUUUUCAACCCAAAUUUUACCUUGCAGACUAGAAAUGACAAACCAACAGUGUUUGGGAAUCAAGUGUGUACCUUUCCUCAUGUACAAAAUAUAAAGGGAUAGUGACUAACUUAUAAGCUGCAGAGGGGUUUGUGUGCUCUUUAUUUCUGUACAUUGCUGUGUCUUUAAUACUUUGGAGCAAGUGGACCCAACAAGAUGAGCAAGUGAACCUUGUGCCUUUUGUGACCCUAAAUCUUCACGCAGAAGAGAUCUAAAGCUGAACCAGUGAAAAUCUUCAGCAGAAGUAAAAUGGCCAUGGAUUUUAAUACACACUGAAAUUCUGACUUUCUGAAUUUAAAUUGCAGAAUAAAUUUUGCCAACCUGGAA